Molecule: messenger RNA, 2823 nt
Organism: Sceloporus undulatus (fence lizard)
Lineage: Eukaryota; Metazoa; Chordata; Lepidosauria; Squamata; Phrynosomatidae
Gene: TP53
Product: tumor protein p53
Exons: 10
Coding region: 189-1367 (392 amino acids)
Biological process (GO): apoptotic process; regulation of transcription by RNA polymerase II
Cellular component (GO): nucleus
Molecular function (GO): RNA polymerase II cis-regulatory region sequence-specific DNA binding; DNA-binding transcription factor activity, RNA polymerase II-specific
Source: RefSeq, a predicted model, not a curated record
UUGAACUUAACCCAUUCCUAUUAGUUCUCUAAAAACAGUUCCUAUGUGUGCGUUGAGCAAAAAUACCAAUGCACCUUUUAGCAAACUUGAAGGGGCAAUGCUGUCUCCAAACACCAUGCGCUGGAAUAAACCACAAGAAAGAAGAAAGUUGGCUGUUUCGGUUUCCUAACGUUUUUUAGAUCCUGGCCAUGGACCAAGAGGAAGACCUGGAUCUUGAUGCCACACUAAGCCCCCCGCUCAGCCAGAACACGUUCUGGUCUUGGUGGAACGGCAUGGAGAAUGAAAGCUCGAUGUCUAGAGUUCUGGAUAUGGACCUGGCAGACCCCAUGGGCCCCCUGGACUUCCAAGAGGCAGGGACCAGUCCCCGGACAGGAGGAGGAGGAGGAGGCGGAUAUAACUGCCCCGUGCCGGUGUCAGCGGUCUCCGUCACUGCGUCUAUUGUCCCUUCCACCGAAGAUUACAUUGGCGACCACGGUUUUGAGCUGGCUUUUGAGCAGUCGGGGACCGCCAAGUCCGUCACCUGCACCUACUCGCCGGAACUGAACAAGCUGUUCUGCCAGCUUGCUAAAACGUGUCCAGUCCAUAUCAAAGUGACCAGCCUCCCACCCCACGGCUCCAUCAUCCGUGCCAUGGCUGUCUACAAGAAGUCCGAGCACGUGGCCGAGGUGGUGAAACGCUGCCCUCACCACGAGCGAUCCCAAGAGUACAACGAUGGCACUGCUCCCGCUGAGCACCUGAUCCGGGUGGAAGCCAACCAGCAAGCCCACUACAUCUCUGAUCAGAACACCAGGCGCCACAGCGUCACUGUGCCUUACGAGAAACCACAGGUGGGGACUGACAACACCACCAUCCUGUACAACUUCAUGUGCAAUAGUUCAUGCAUGGGAGGCAUGAACCGGCGCGCCAUCUUGACUAUCAUCACCUUGGAGACCCCUCAAGGUGAGCUGCUUGGACGGCGUUGCUUUGAGGUCCGGGUUUGCGCCUGCCCUGGACGGGACCGGAGGACAGAAGAGGAGAAUGUCCGGAAAACUACUGCGCCACGUGGAAAAUCCAAGAAGGCUGUCCCACAGAAGAACUGUUCUGAAAACUCGAAGAAAUCUUCUGGGGAAGUUGGCAACAACGAUGCCGAUAGCGGACCGUACACUCUCCAGAUCCGCAAAUGGAAACACUACCUGAUCUUAAAGAAAAUCCUGGAAGCCUUUGAAUUUCAAGAAAUGAAGCAGCCUGCAGAACCAGAACAGCAGGGGGAGCCAGAGAGCCGUGUGUCCCGGAAAGACUUGCCAAAGGCUCAGAAACGCGGUGCUGCCCCAUGUUCGUUCUGCGCCAAGAGACUCAAGAUGAAGGACGAGGCCCAGGAUUCUGACUAGUGUUUCCCAGCCACCCAUCCCUCCUCGGCCACUUGAGCCUUUUUCUUCCUUCCUUCUUUUUAAAACCUUUUUUUUAAAAAAAAAACAAAAAAAAUUAGAGCAGGGGGUCCCCAAAAUAAUGGUUUAAGACAAAUUGACUGCUGAUCACAACUCAUUUAUGGUCUCCAGUAUCGCUGGAUUUUGAGGCUACAUCUGCACUGCAGAAUUAAUUCAGUUUGACACCCUUUUAACCACCAUGGCUCCAUCCCAUAGAAUCCUGGGAUCUGCGGUAUAUUCUGGCAGCAGAGUAUCCUUCACAGAGGAGGCUAAAUAUCUCACCAAACUGCAAUUCUCAGGAUUCCAUAGCAGUGAGCCACGGCAGUUAAAGAAGUGUCGGACUGCAUUAAUCCUGCAGUGUAGAUGCAGCCUCCGUUGCUGGAAAGGAUCAGGCUCAUCCUCAUAUCCUGCUUGGAGCUUCACUGAACGGGGUGCAGGGGGCAUACGGAAAUGGCGGACCACCAUAGGGAGUUGGGAAGUUGGCCUAGAAUAGACCUUUUUGGUCUGAUCCAACGUAGCUGCCCUUGAUGUUUCCUUCUUCCUCUGCCAAAACAAAGGGAGGAUUCGAACACAGUGCAGUUGGGCUAUUUUCCUGCUGUGCGAAUGGUUCGGGGUGGUGGGGUUGGACCUUUGUGGCCUCCAAGGCUUCCCUGGUAGCUGCUGUUGGGUGGGGUGAUGCUAUCUUUCCUAAACUGCCCCCCAUCUCAUUAGGGAAGCUGUCAAACAUAUUUGGAGGAGGCCAUCCUGGUAUAUUGGGGAAGGAAUUGCAGGUAGGCUGGCUUGCUGUUUCCCCAAACCUCAUUCUGUCCCUUUUGGAUCGGGUCCAGCCCCUGAUUUCCGCCAGUCACCCAUAAGACGGUUCCAGGAAGCUUUGCAAGCAGGAUAUGGAGGCAGUAGGAUUUUCUGGUAUACUGCCUUGGAACAUGGAGGCUACAUUAUGCUUCAUGGCAGUGAAUCACCUUGGUUGAUCCCCAACUAGAAUAGACACCAUAAAACCAGUUAGUUCAUGGUGACUCAGGACAAUAGUACAUGUCAUGAAUUUCAAGGGGUCUACUUGAGUGGGGACUAACUAACAGUAAGGUGCAAGGUGAUGAAAUAGUUGAGGGGUUCUUCCAGGGCUGGUCCCCAGGGAGAGCUCUUCUUCCUCCAUCACCAUUUUGAUGUUUCCCUCCCUGCGGAAAAAAUACAUUUCUUUUUAAAAAUACGUUUGUAGCGUUUCACAACAAACCUGUUUCGAUAGGAAUUGCUCCCCUCUCCUCUCGCAGCGAGAGUUGCUUUUAGUUUAGGUCAGCCUCCCUUCUUUUUCACUGCCAGCUUAGUUGCUCACUUAUUAAAAUAAGCUUCCCUUCCCUUUUCCAACUUUUUUAUGUUUUGUAGCAAUCCUUUUUUUAUACUGAAUAAAGUUCGUUUCCUCUCCCCA